Molecule: messenger RNA, 2130 nt
Organism: Phoenix dactylifera (date palm)
Lineage: Eukaryota; Viridiplantae; Streptophyta; Magnoliopsida; Arecales; Arecaceae
Source: RefSeq, a predicted model, not a curated record
CCGUCCCUGGCGUUCUCCUCCUCCGCGAGGAAGCGAUCGUGUUUCUCCUCCUUGUCUCUUAUUCUUUUCUUUUCUUUUCUUUUCUUUCUUUCUUUUUUUUUUGUUUUGUUUUUACGGGAAGGACUAGGGACCAGCGGCGGCGCUUGGAAAUAGAGAGGGUGCGGUUGUUAUGAACUCAUUCAAAGCCUCCAAUUGCUCUCUCCCUCCUCUUAUUCGCUUCCUCUCCUCCCAUGGACGAAGAGCCUCUCCGCGCCCGGGAAUUCUUGGGGUUUUCACCCCCCGAUCUCGUCUCUUCUCAGGACCCUCAUCUAAUACAUUCAUGGAAGUUGUCAAAACAGUUCUUAUGCAAGCUUCAGCAACUAAUGAACGUGUUGCUAUAAGAGCCGAACAGAAGAGUUAUGGCUAUCUUCAACUCGGUGCAUCUGCAUUGAACGUUUCCAACUUAUUGCACAACAAAUAUGUUAAAGGCACCAAUGGAAUGAGAUACCUUGAUGGAGCUCGGGUAGGAAUUGUGGCUAAACCUUCUGCUGAAUUUGUUUCUGGGAUUCUAGGAACUUGGCUUUGUGGAGGUGUUGCAGUUCCACUUGCACUGAGCUACCCAGAAGCAGAGCUUUUUCAUGUGAUGAAUGAUUCGGACAUUUCCAUGAUUCUGAGCACUCAAGAGCAUCAACAACUUUUGGAGAAUGUGGCUGCUAAAUGUUCUUCUCAUUUAUCUCUUAUUCCUGCCAUCACCAGCAUGGAGCAGUCAGGUAGUGCAGCAGACAACAUGGUUGCCAAGUUGAUUGGGGAAAUCGAGGAUUCAAGAAUAGCUGAAGGAGAUGACCCUGCUCUGAUUCUUUAUACGAGUGGUACAACUGGUAAACCAAAAGGUGUAGUGCACACAUACAAAAGCAUAAUUUCUCAGGUCCAAAUUCUGACAGAGGUAUGGGAAUAUACAUGUUCGGAUCGGCUUCUUCAUUGUCUACCCUUACACCAUGUGCAUGGUCUCUUUAAUGCCUUACUUGCACCUCUUUAUGCGGGAGCUGUGGUUGAGUUCAUGCCAAAGUUUAGUGUUCAUGGUGUGUGGCAGAGGUGGCAGGAAUCAUACCCAAAAGAUGGAAGUAUAGCAGAUGAUGCUAUUACUUUGUUUACAGGAGUUCCAACGAUGUAUACUCGACUGCUACAAGGCUAUGAAAAAAUGGACCUAGAUCUACAAGUAGCUUCUGCUUCUGCUGCAAGUAAAUUACGUCUCAUGAUGUGUGGGUCAUCAGCACUUCCAUAUCCAGUCCUGAAACAGUGGGAAGAAAUAACAGGUCAUCGUCUUUUGGAGCGUUAUGGCAUGACUGAGUUUUUCAUGGCAUUAUCCAAUCCCUUGCAUGGUAUUCGGAAGGAGGCCACAGUUGGCAAAGCUCUUCCUCGAGUAGAGGUCAAGAUUAUUCCAGAAGAUGGGAGUGCAACUGGAACAACCGAAGUGGGUGAGCUUUGUGUUAGAAGUCCUUCACUGUUUAAGGAAUACUGGAAGCAGCCUAAGAUAACAAAGGAAUCAUUUAUUGAUGGUGGAUUUUUCAAGACUGGCGAUACAGUUAUGGUGGAUGAGGACGGAUACUAUAUAAUCUUGGGACGUACGAAUGCUGAUAUCAUGAAAGUUGGUGGUUAUAAGCUCUCAGCACUAGAGAUUGAAGCAGUGCUUUUAGAGCACGAGGUUGUCUCAGAGUGCUGCAUUCUGGGCUUACCUGACAAGGCCUAUGGUGAAGUUGUAUGCGCUAUAAUCGUGCCUCAGCCAGAUGCAAGGAGAAGGUCAGAGCAAGAACUGAAACCGGCUAUUAGCUUAGAGGAACUGCAGAAUUGGUCCAAGGAGAAACUAGCUCCAUACAAGAUUCCAACAAAAUUGUUCUUAUGGGAUUCCCUUCCUCGAAAUGCCAUGGGAAAGGUGAACAAAAAGGCGCUGAAAAAAUUACUAGAAGGACAGUGAUGAUGAUGUUUCUAGGGUCAUAGUCUGGAGGCUACAAUUUGGUCAGAUAUGCUUGUAAAAGAAAUAUAGCUAUAAAUACAGUUAAAUAGUUAAUUGCCCAUCCGCUUGGUUUAACUUGAUAGGAAAAUCAUUUUUUUAUGAAGAAGAAAUUUAUAAUAAAAAAUUUUAUAAGCAAUGCC